This is a messenger RNA of Cheilinus undulatus (humphead wrasse), 2883 nucleotides long. RefSeq names its product scavenger receptor class B, member 2c (gene scarb2c). The transcript is spliced from 12 exons. The record is from RefSeq and is a predicted model, not a curated record. Bases 114 to 1562 code for a protein of 482 amino acids. Gene Ontology annotation, molecular function: scavenger receptor activity. NCBI's taxonomy places the organism in Eukaryota, Metazoa, Chordata, Actinopteri, Labriformes, Labridae. Gene Ontology annotation, cellular component: membrane; lysosome; cytoplasm. Gene Ontology annotation, biological process: receptor-mediated endocytosis; protein targeting to lysosome.
GUAUCUUUGCAAUGCCGAGUAAGUUCCCUUGCCAUCAAAACAAACACGCACUUUAGCUUAUAUCCGUGAAAGAAACACCCAUUUCACCUUGAAUAGCACUCUGCUGUAUCAUCAUGCCACUGAAAUCAUGCUGCAUUUACAGCACCGGAAUUUUUUCUAUUUUAUUUUUGAUCCUGGGUAUUUCUUUGGUAUUGUCUAACGUGUUUCCUCACUUUCUACAGUCGGUGGUUGAAAAGGAAGUAGUGUUGAAGAAUGGCACAGAGGCUUACAAGGCCUGGGAGAAUCCACCAGCCCCUAUUUACAUGCAGUUUUACUUCUUUAAUGUGACCAAUCCCAUGGAAGUGCUGGAUGGGGACAGGCCUGCUGUGGUGGAGGUUGGACCGUAUACGUACAGAGAGUAUCGGCCCAUGGAGCAGGUGAACUUCCAAAGUAACGGCUCUAAAGUUGCAGCAGUCAACACUAAGACGUACGUUUUCCAGCGAAACAUGUCCCGAGGUCCAGAGAGUGACGUCUUUAGGACCAUCAACAUCCCUGCAGUGACGGUAAUGGACAGAUUUAAAGAUGACACUAUCGUAUCCAAUCUGAUCGCCUCCUACAUGAGAGCUACAGACACGGGCCUGUUCACUACCCGCACAGUGGGACAGCUGCUGUGGGGAUAUGAAGACAGUCUGCUUAAAGCCCUCAAAGCAUUCGAGCCUGAUCUGGAUGACUUUUUUGGACUUUUUUAUAAGGCCAAUGCUACCAAUGAUGGUGACUAUGUGUUCUUCACUGGUGAGGAAAACUACAAGGACUUUGCCAGAGUGGAUACAUGGAAUGGUGAAAGCACACUGAGUUGGUGGACAUCUGAUGAAUGCAACAUGAUCAAUGGAACCAACGGAGCUUCUUUCCAUCCUGUCAUCACCAAAGAUGAGACUCUCUACAUGUUCUCCUCUGACCUCUGCAGGUCUCUGUACGCGACAUUUGAGGAGGAUGUGUCAGUGAAGGGGAUCCCUGGAUAUCGCUUCAGUCCUCCUUAUGAAGUGUUUGCCAAUCUCACCGUGAACCCGGCAAACGCAGGCUUCUGCGUCCCUGCUGGGAACUGCCUCGGCUCUGGGGUGCUGAAUGUCAGCGUGUGUAAACAAGGAGCGCCGAUCAUCAUGUCAUCACCACACUUCUAUCAGGCAGAUGAGAAAUUUGUGGAGGAUGUUUUUGGCAUGAAUCCUAAGAAGGAGCUGCAUGAGACAUUAAUUGACGUCAAUCCGCUAACAGGAAUGAUCCUGCAAGCGGCAAAGCGUAUCCAGAUCAAUGUCCACAUAGAGAAGCUGUCCACCUUCAGUGCUCAAACGAGAAAUGUGAGGACGGUGGUUUUCCCAGUGCUCUAUCUUAAUGAGAGCGUACUCAUCGAUGACCAGUCUGCUGUGACGCUGAAGCUGGUUGUUACUAAAGAGAACGUCGUUGACAACAUUCCGUUCAUGCUGAUUGCCGUAGGAAUCAUUUUGGGUGUGAUCUUCAUGUUCUUGAUGUGUCGGCAGAAAAUCCCUGAGAGCACUGAAGCCGAACGUCAGCCCCUCCUGUCAUCGUAGCACCAAACACAACAUAAAAGGACGAGGAAAACCACGGAUUCAAAAUCAUUCUGCAUUUCGAGAGAUCGGUGACUCCAUAAUUUGUACUUUAACCUUCAAAUGACCGUUUUCAUAAUACCGCUUUUAAUACCACUGUUUAUUUUUAAUUGACUGGUUUUUAGAAAAAAGGUGAAGGAAGGUUGUUCUCUGUGUUGUUUGUUACUGGGCUGGGCUUCUUUCACCAUAUUUGUUAUUAUGAUGAAGUCCUUUUUUUAUGUAAAAUUGAGUGUAUUUUCCUUUUUAAAUUGGAAACAAAAGCCAUGUGAAUUUAAAUACUUCUGAUUUUUUUUUAACCUACAAAUUUUCAUAAAAAUCAUCAGGAGAGAGGAUUGAAUCCUACAGGAAUUUCACUAAAAGUAUAAUUAUUUAGACAAAACCCAUAUUUUUGUGCAAAGUUGCUGCCUUUCAGUGUGUAUGCAUAGCAGUGUGAGAGUGUGAAUGAAAUUAAUGAAUGAAUUAUCUAAAAGGUACCCUGUUGAUGUAUGUUUUUCAAAGAUUAUAGGAGGAAAGUUUAACUGCUGAUUCAAAGAAAGAAAAUUAUCCUUCUGGUUUCAUUUUUAUAACCUUAACUUUAAAGUUUUUUUAUUUUCUAACCGUGUGAGUAAAGAGGAAACAGACAAAACAAAGUCAAGUUGUGUAAAAGAACUGCUGGCUGGGGUUGUUCUUCCUGGUUCAUUUCGAAUGCAUCUAUUGUUUCAUUCAGUGGAAUUCACAGGAAUCAUGUUUAUAGUUAUAAUAAUAUGGACUAACAUCCUUGUAGUAUUACUUCAACCAAAGCAGUAUAAAGAGGAAACGUUGGUCUCAUCUCAUGAUGGUAUGGAACUAUUUCAGAAUAAUACCAUGGGUUUGCGAUCUUGAAUUUCUGUCAAUACUCUGCUUAAAUCAUGUAAACCGCUUCAUGCUUGUGAAACUACUGACAAAUCCAUGUAACCAAUAGAAACUUGUGUUUUUCCUGUAAACUACUAGUGGUUCUCUCUGACUUAGAUGGUUCAAGUCGCCAAGUUUAACACAUUUCAUCAACUUCUAAUGUUUUUAAGCCAAUAGCCGUGUUCAGCAUUACACAGCGUCUGCUCAAAUGUGUUCGUUUUUUUGAAAACCACUUGACAGCUUUACUAGUGAUCAUUUUGUCAUGGUCCGUUUUUUACUACAAAGAAAACACUGUUUACAUUUCUGUUUUACCUAUAAGGUAAAAUAAGUGUUAGCACUAAACAGGUCCCAUAGUUAACCUUUUCCACAUACCCGUGUCAUUUACUACAACUCCAAUAAACCUGCUUCACAUCUG